This is a messenger RNA of Corythoichthys intestinalis (scribbled pipefish), 9808 nucleotides long. It is a transcript of the gene lnpep, whose product is annotated as leucyl/cystinyl aminopeptidase. Gene Ontology annotation, cellular component: cytoplasm; plasma membrane. NCBI's taxonomy places the organism in Eukaryota, Metazoa, Chordata, Actinopteri, Syngnathiformes, Syngnathidae. The record is from RefSeq and is a predicted model, not a curated record. Gene Ontology annotation, biological process: signal transduction; regulation of blood pressure; peptide catabolic process. Bases 320 to 3409 code for a protein of 1029 amino acids. The transcript has 22 exons. Gene Ontology annotation, molecular function: peptide binding; zinc ion binding; metalloaminopeptidase activity.
ACUAUUCUGCGAGGAAGCCAAACAUCAUUUGCCAUCGUACAUUUAUACAAAUAUCGUUUUCGACAUAUUCCUGUGUAAUUUUUUCCCCUUUCUCUUUUCGGAACAAGACUGCGUUGAAAAAAUAAACUAAUAAAUUGUAGUCAGUCAGCUACAGUUAUGAGAGUUGGCUAGUUAGCCACUACGUAGCUGGUGUUGUGAAGACGGGCUGCAGGCAAGUAAGCAGUUUUAGCGUGCCCGGCAAUUCAAACUAUACGCCUUAUUUAAACGCGUCCAAAUAGUCUGGUCCGGAGACAAAAGGCCAUCCAGUCAAUACCCUGCAAUGGAUCCUUUUGACUAUAACAGUACAGAGCGAGCCAGCCUACCAAGAAACAUGAUUGAGAACAGCAUGUUUGAAGAAGAGCCUGACAUUGUGGACCUGGCCAGAGACUCAACAGCAUAUCCAACCUUUCCGGCUCUUGACCCAGAUGAAGCCGUGUACGAGCCUCGCAGCUCUCGGCUAUUGGUCCGAGGGCUAGGAGAGAAUGAUGCAGAUGAUGAUGAAGAGGACUGUGAAUCUUCAGCCAGACUUCUGGGCAUGUCCUUCAUGAACCGCAGUGCCAACCAGAGAUCAAACCCCUCUCCCUACAUCAGACAAACUCCACCUAGAUCAUGUUCAGCACCCUCAGCUCGCACCAUGGUUGUUUGUGUGCUAUUUCUAGCCAUAGUGGCCUCCACGACUAUGGUUUUGUACUUUUUGCCCGGUUGCAACUUUACAAAGAGGGGAUGCCCUGAACAACAAAACAAUACGUCAAACAGCACUGAUGGUGAACUUUUCCCUUGGGCACAAUAUCAGCUCCCCCGUAGUGUACGUCCUCUCAGCUAUGACCUCACAUUGAGUCCUGACUUCAGCACCAUGGAGUUUAGUGGCUACACUGUUAUCAACAUGAUUGUACUUCACAACACCAAGCGGAUUGUCCUGCACAGUGCUAAUCUCAACAUUACCAAAGCUACAUUCAAGCUUGGUGAUGAGGCGAAAACUGAUGUCACCCUACUGGAGAAUAAGACAAGGGAGCAGAUAGCUGUUAAAUUCCCUGAAGAGCUGAAGGCAGGCCAGCAUUGUGUGCUGACUCUGAAUUACACAGCCAGGCUAUCUCACACCUAUGAUGGUUUCUACAAUAGUUCCUACAUAGAUCAUUCUGGAAAGAAAAGGGUCCUAGCUGCUUCCCAGUUUGAGCCACUGUAUGCUCGAAAAGCCUUCCCGUGCUUUGAUGAACCAUCAUUUAAAGCCACUUUUUUGGUUAAAAUUAACAGGAAACCAGAAUACAUGACCAUCUCCAACAUGCCUAAGGCAAAGAGCACGCACAUCGCCGAUGGCCUUGUGCAGGAUGAGUUUGCUAAGACCAGUGUCAACAUGAGCACUUACUUGGUGGCAUUCGUCGUAGGUAACUUCAUCCCUGCCAACAGAACCAUCUCUGACACUUUGGUUUCUGUGUACAGUGUACCAGACAAGAAAGAGCAAACUGGUUUUGCUCUAGACACGGUAUCCAAACUGCUGGAGUUUUACAAUGACUUCUUUGAAAUUAACUAUCCGCUUCCGAAACUAGACUUGGUUGCUAUUCCAGACUUCCUGGCGGGAGCCAUGGAGAACUGGGGUCUGAUCACCUUCAGAGAAACCAACCUGCUGGUGGGCAGGAACUCCUCUCUUAUGGAAAAACAAUUAGUUGCAUCUGUUAUUGCACAUGAGCUCGCACACCAGUGGUUUGGAAAUUUGGUCACAAUGAGCUGGUGGAGUGACCUGUGGCUCAACGAAGGCUUUGCCACUUACAUGCAGUUCACCUCACUGCAGACAGUACUGCCACAGCUCGACAUGGGCAACUUUUUUUUAGAUGUUCGAUUCAGAGCUUUGGACAAAGAUGCACUCAACUCUUCCCAUCCCAUAUCUACAGAAGUAAAUUCACCUGAGCAGGUGCAUGAGAUGUUUGACUCUGUAUCUUAUCUUAAGGGGGCUUCCAUUCUUCUGAUGUUGAAUGCCUCUUUGCCUGGUGACCAGCAGUUUAGAAAAGGUAUCAUUCAGUAUCUAAAACAGUUUGCUGGCUUAAACACAGACACCGACGAUCUUUGGAAUAGUCUUACAGAGGUAAAGGUCUCAAAUCAGCAUCUAAAUGUGUCAGAGAUGAUGAGGUCAUGGACAUCCCAGAAAGGCUUUCCGCUGGUUACGGUAUCCCGUAAGGGGGACGAAGUGACCUUAAAGCAGGAGAUUUUCCUACUUACAUCAGAAAACACCAAGCAUACCUCCAGCUUGUGGAAUAAUCCGGUGAUGUAUGUGAAUGACAGCUGUAGUUUGACCCCUGAGUGCAGACAGUUGUUCAUCCUGAAGACCAAAACAGAGACAUUUAAGGUUCCAGAAACUGUAAAAUGGCUUAAGUUGAAUUACAAGAACACAGGCUUCUACAUUGUUGACUACGGGGACAAAGGCUGGGAUGCUCUGACGAGCGCAAUGUCUGACAACUUCCAAGUUCUUACACAGGAAGACCGUGCCUCGCUGAUACACAACAUCUUCGCUCUCUCCAAAUUGGGACGCGUGUCCUUCCACCAAGUCAUUAGUCUCCUAAAUUACAUGCCUAAAGAGACUGAGAUGAAUCCUGUGAUAGAGGCCAUGCUGCAGCUAAAGGAAAUCUACCAGAUGCUGCAAAAACGAUACGAGAGGGGCCCUGUCAUCCGUAUAAGGUCAUAUAUUCUGAAUCUCUUUGGUGUGCUGAUGGAUAAGCAGACAUGGACAGAAGAAGAAAGUGUGUCCAAACAGAAAAUGCGAUCGGUGCUGUUAGAGAUGGCUUGUGAGCUGGAGCAAGAAAAAUGCACCCAGCAAGCAAAAGCCAUGUUUAAGAAGUAUAUUGAAUCCAACGGAACCUUCCAUAUUCCAGCCGAUCUGCAGCGUGUUGUAUUCAGUGUGGCAGCUCAGUCGGAUGAAGACUGGGAAAGUUUGUUCACCAUGUAUCAAUAUGCCACUUAUGACUCAGAGAAGCAAAAGAUGCUACAAGGAUUAGCAUCCACACAAGACACACAAAAAAUUGCGUGGCUUCUCAAGGAAGGUUUGAAUGGUAAUCUCAUCAAGGUACAGAACCUUGAAAUGCUCAUCCAUACGAUCUGCCAAAGUUAUGUUGGAAACCUUCUUGCUUGGGACUUCGUUCAACAGAACUGGAACCAGCUCGUAGAAAUAUUCUCCAUCGGUUCCUUUACAAUCCAAAAAAUCCUCAAGUCGCUCACCUCACAGUUUUCCACGCAGUCCCAUCUUAAUCAGGUGCAGUGGUUCUUCUUGAGUCUGAAGGAGCGCGGUUCUCAGAUGCGAAGCGUGCAAGCAGCGCUGGAAACCAUCCGACUGAACCAACGUUGGAUGGAGAGGAAUCUUCCCUCUCUUCGUGAAUGGCCUUAAGGCAGGCCAGGCACUCCUUCCAGUCUCCAAUCUGCCCCCGAUACCAGUUUUAACUGGUUGAAUGGGGUAAAUUGUCACGACGACUGCAAAGUUUGCACUUUCGCCGCUUAGCUCUGUUUAUCCAAGUCUAAGUGGAGCAGGACUGGAUAACCACUCAUAUAUGUAUGGCUCCUGUGAAAUUUUAGCUAGCUCAGGGCGGUUCUGAUUGUAUCUGACAGCAACAUGUCAGACCUACAGUAAACACGACUCACACUUGAAGCUGUCGACCAAACACACCAGACAAUCAUCUGAUUAACUUUACUUUACAGACUGUGAGAGCUUUUGAGUGACUGCUACUAAAAAAAAGUAGCCUGUGUCAGAAGUACAAUUUUGUUUUUCCAUAAGCCCUGGACAGAGUCUUUACUGCUGUCAGACAUCAGCCUACGGAGCCCCUAAAGGGACAUACUCAGAAAUAAAAUGAAUUUGAGUAAUCUGGUGUGCACCAGAAACUCAGGUAAACAUUAGCAUUAUAUAGCAUUUAAGCUAGCGGAUUUUUGCAUUGCAAGUUAGUCAAUUGUUGUAAAUAUUAGCAUUAUAUUAGGGUGAAAACAUUUAGAUUUUCAAAAAAGAGGGCACUUGGCCUAGCCUUGAGAUACUUGAAUUUUACUCGCAGAUGCCUGCUCCUCCGUCUGGAUAGAAAAAUUCAGUUUGAUUAAAAAAAAAUUUUUUUUUUAAAAAGCCAUAUAAUAUAUAACCAAAGACACAAAUUCAAAUUCUUAGAGGUUACUCAACACUUUAUUAUUCCUAAAAAAUAAUAAUUGAACAAUAAAUACACACAUAAAAAGGAAUAAAUAAAUCAUAAAUAAUAAUUAGGGCUGUCAAAAUUAUCGCGUUAACGGGUGGUAAUUAAGUUAAUCACGUUAAAAUAGUUAAUGCAUUUAACGCAUGUACGGAACAACCCACUCACGCACUGCCACGAACAGACUACAAUGGCGCCGUCUUAUGUAUAUUGAAUGCUAAGAGGCAGAGACACAAGUGGAGUGGACACAGGCAUUCAUUGGAGCCGCGAUAUUUAUUGGUAUAAGCUUUGGCAUCUCUUCCACAACAAUUAUAACUAAUGUGGCGAGCGACGUGGGGAAGAAUGACAGGAGAUAAACUUUUUCUUAACACCCUGCAUUGAACACGAUGCAGAUAAGAUAUACCAUUUGCAGCCACUACUGGCAGUCAUGGUUGCCCAACUUCCCAUCAUGCAUUUGGGCAGUUAGGAACAGUUAAGUAUCAUUACAGUAUCAUUAAGUGAAAGCACAACAAAAACAAUAUUCCUAUCUCAAAAAAAAAUAAUGUUCACAAAAAGAAAAGCCCUCAGUGCAAAGACAACUGGCAUUCCCAAUCAAAAUAGCUAUGCAAAAAAAUACUCAGACGUUAUUUAAUCACAAUAUACAAACUCAGUUACAAGCAGUGUUGUUAAUCUUACUGAAAAAAAGUAAUUAAUUAUAGUUACAAAUUACUUCUCCCAAAAAGUAAUUGCGUUACUAACUCAAUUACCUGAAUGUAAGAGUAAUUAGUUACUUGGCAAAGUAAUUGGUGAUAAUUACAUUUUUUUUCCCCCUCAAAAAAAAAAAAAAAAAAAAAAAAAAAAAAAAAAAAAAAACAUUGGCCACACUAUAUGAAGUUUUUUGUGGAGGUUUUUGGUACAAUUGGCCCGAGCCCAAUUCUUUACCCUAAUUUACCCUUUACCCUGAAUCAACUGUUAAAAGUUGUUAAAAUUGCUCCCAUUAUUGCAUUAGUUCCCUUCUCUCUACUUUCGACAUAUGAAAGUUUUAAAACUGUUUCAUCAUUUAAAGAUGGAUUCAAGUCAAGAUUUUGCCGAUUUAGAAGUAUUUUAGAUAAAAAGUUACUUAGGUUCGCGAGGAAGGUUCUCUACAACAGAGCCGUCCUAAAAUGCCUACUGCUUUAAGAUGGCGGCUGUCAUUUUGCAUCUAGUUAUAUCUAUAUACAGUACAUCUGAUAUCUACCAUGUCUACCAUAUCUACAAUAACAUGCGGGCGUAGUUUGUCGGCUAUCGGCUACAACAUGUAUUAUUGGAGCUACCUAGCAUCGCGUUUGCUCGGCGUUACAACUUUCUUGCCUCCUCCCCGCUCCUGCUCUGCUCUGUCGUCUCGGUGAGUCCGUCUCCCUUAGACUUUUCGACCAAUAUAGUAACGCAUAGUAACGCAUGCCUUUCCGUCCUCAGUAACGGUAAAGGCGUUGCCAAGAUGAGAAAAGUAAUUAAUUAGAUUACCCACUACUGAAAAAAAUAACGCCGUUAGUAACGCCGUUAUUUUGUAACGCCGUUACUAACAACACUGGUUACAAGUACUUCUUUCCGUGGAUCCCUUUCACAGAAAGAAUGUUUAUAAUGUUAAUGUCAUCUUGUGGAUUUAUUGCUAUAAUAAACAAAUACAGUACUUAUGUACAGUAUGUUGAAUGUAUACAUCAGUCUUAUCUUUCCAUUCCAACAAUAAUUUACAGAAAAAUAUGGCAUAUUUUAGCGAUGGUUUGAAUUGCGAUUAAUUACGAUUAAUUAAUAUUUAAGCUGUGAUUAACUCGAUUAAAAUUUUUUUAACGUUUGACAGCCCUAAUCCUAAUAUAAUGCAGACCCAUGGAAAUGUUGUCUAGUCAAUACACACACACAGUAGGCUAUUUGCCAACUAAGCAUUUUCAUAAAUUACUAUCAGGAUAAUUGUCGUUUACAAAUUUUUAUUCCCACUCAAUUUUUAUUCUCAUUCAAUGUUCUAGAUUGCACGCAAACAAUAACCGAAAUAAACUGACAAACGAUUCAACCAGCAUUUUUCCAAACGCAGCAGUUUAAAACUACAUUUCCCAUAAAGCUUAGCGUGACUUAAUUCACGGACAGCUACCCUAUUAGCUAGCACUGUUAAGCAAGGCAAAGUUAAACAUUGCUAUAAAAGUUUACAAUCAUCGGCAGCGCAACGAUGCGUCACCAAAUGGGAUCACACCAGUAAAAACCUCCAACAUAAGUCAAGAGUUGCGGAAAUGUAGGUUUAGCAAGUGUACAUACACAAGAUUUGUUUGUGAAUGAGAAUUGACAGUUGACGCCAGUCUGUGCACGCAAAGUAGAAUAAAGGUAUUUUUCGACUUAAUUACUCUUUUGGGUACAUGAGCAUUUGAUUAUUUAUGUACUGAUCAUAAUAAAAGUCUUAGCAACUGGGCAGGCUCUGUGGGAACAUGUCACAGGCAUCACAGUACCGUAGUAUUCUGUGCAAAGCAGCAGUCAAUUUCAACACACACUAAUUGGUCCUGUGAAAAAUAAUAAAACCCGGACAUUUUUAUGAAUUUAUAAAACUCGCCGGAAGCCCCGGACAGGAUGUGAAAAGUGGACAUGUCCGGGCAAAAGAGGAUGUUUGGUCACCCUAAUUAUAUAGCAUUUAAGCUAGCGGACUUUUGCUAUGUAAGUUAGCCAGUUGCAACAAUUGGCUUGCUUGCAAAGCAAAAGUCCGCCAGCUUAAAUGUUAUAUAAUGCUAAUGUUUGCAACAAUUUGCUAACGUGCAAAGUUAAAGUCCGCUAGCUUAAAUGCUAUAUAAUGCUCAUGUUUACCAGAUAGUUCCUGGUGCAGCAUUUAAAAUAGCAAUUGGCUAACUUGCAUAGCAAGAGUCUGUUAUUUUAAGUGCUAUACUGUAUAUAGUCCUUCUCAAAAAAUUUGCAUAUUGUGAUAAAGUUCAUUAUUUUCUGUAAUGUACUGGUAAACAUUAGACUUUCAUAUAUUUUAGAUUCAUUACACACAACUGAAGUAGUUCAAGCCUUUUAUUGUUUUAAUAUUAAUGAUUUUGGCAAAAAAGUCAAGAAAAAACCAAAAUCCCUAUCUAAAAAAAUUUGCAUAUUUCAUCCGACCAAUACAAAAAAGUGUUUUUUAAUACAAAAAAGUCAACCUUCAAUUAAUUAUAUCAGCUAUGCACUCAAUACUUGGUCGCGAAUCCUUUUGCAGAAAUGACUGCUUCAAUGCGGCGUGGCAUGGAGGCAAUCAGCCUGUGGCACUGCUGAGGUGUUAUGGAGGCCCAGGAUGCUUCGAUAGCAGCUUUAAGCUCAUUCACAGUGUUGGGUCUGGUGUCUCUCAACUUCCUCUACACAAUAUCCCACAGAUUCUCUAUGGGGUUCAGAUUUGGCAGGCCAAUUGAGCACAGUAAUGCCAUGGUCAGUAAACCAUUUACCAGUGGUUUUGGCACUGUGAGCAGGUGCCAGGUCGUGCUGAAAAAUGAAAUCUUCAUCUCCACAAAGCUUUUCAGCAGAUGGAAGCAUGAAGUCUUCAAAAUCUCCUGAUAGCUAGCUGCAUUUACCCUGCCCUUGAUAAAACACAGUAGACCAGCACCAGCAACUGACACGGCACCCCAGACCAUCACUGACUGCGGGUACUUGACACUGGACUUCAGGCAUUUUGGUAUUUCCUUCUCCACAGUCUUCCUCCAAACUCUGGCACCUUGAUUUCCGAAUGACAUGCAAAAUUUGCUUUCAUCUGAAAAAAGUACUUUGCACCACUGACCAACGGUCCAGUGCUGCUUCUCCUCAGCCCAGGUCAGGCGCUUCUGCCGCUGUUUCAGGUUCAAAAGUGGCUUGACCUGGGGAAUGCGGCGCCUGUAGCCCAUUUCCAGCACACGCCUGUUCACAGUGGCUCUGGAUGUUUCUACUCCAGACUCUUCUCCACAAUCUUUCUCAGGGUGCGAUCACCUCUUCUGGUUGUGGAGCAUUUCCUGCCACACUUUUUCCUUCCCACAGACUUCCCACUGAGGUGCCUUGAUACAGCAUUCUGGGAACAGCCUAUUCGCUGAGAAAUGUCUUUCUGUGUCUUAGCCUCUUGCUUAAGGGUGUCAAUGAUGGCCUUCUGGACAGCAGUCCGGUCGGCGGUCUUGCCCAUGAUUGCGGUUUUGAGUAAAGAUGUCCAGUUCGGAUGCCGAUCGAUCGGGUCCGAUCAUGUCAUUUUCAAAGUACAGUGGUACCUCUACAUACGAUCACUUCGACACACGAUCUUUUCGACAUCCGACGUAAAAUUUGAGCCGCCAUUUGUUUCUACAUCCGACGAGUUGCUCGAAAUAUGACGACAUGACAGCACUGCAAACGAACCCACGGUGGAUUUUCUUAUGUGAGAAAUCAACACAGUUUUCAAAAAAAGUUGAUACAGUUGGAGAAACAAGGAAAAAAGUGAUGCUUACCUUUGAAAUGAAGAUGCAAGUUAUAGAAAAAUAUGAGCUUGGGGUGCGCGUCCCUGAACUGGCUCAACAAUACAGCUCCAUGAUCCUCUUAUGACCACCGUUCGCCACUAUUUAUAAGUUAAGGUGACAAUUAUUAUUGUGGUAACAUUGCCAAGGAAAUCGCCAGCUUUGUCACGUUUUUAUCAUUUAUUUAAGAACUUAUCCAACACAAAACGCUCAUUGUCUUAAGCAGUUGACUGCUCUCAGGAAAACGAAAGUAUUAUCUCUACCGCACCGACCUAUCUCACUGGAGACGUCACCUUCGCGGUGCGUUCAGGGACAGUAAAAAGUGUCCGCCAUAUUAGAAUCCGAUUCGUUACAUUAUUUUCAGGAAUAAUUAUUAAUUCUUCUUCUUCUUCUUAUAUUAUUCUGAAUUAUUUAUUUAUAACUUAUUUGUUUUUCUAUGUUUAAUUGCCAUUUGUAACAGUGCCAGCAGUAUUUAUUAAGAAUUUAAUGUAUGUUUUUAGGCUUUGGAACGAAUUAAUGGAAUUAUAAUGUAUUCCUAUGGGAAAAUCCUGCUCGACAUACGACCAUUUCGACUUACAAACAAGGUCCUGGAACGAAUUAAAUUCGUAUGUAGAGGUACCACUGUAUUGGAAUCGAAAAAAAAAUAUCGGACAUGCCUUUUUUAAUAUAUAUUUUUUUUAAUUAAAUCGUUUUCUAAUCGUAUUUAACGUUACAGACAAAAUGUCUUACACUCAUCCAGAGUCUUUAGAUUUGGUUAUCAAUUUAUCGCGUUAACAGCGGUGAUAACAUUAUAAUAUUUAACGCAUGCGCUGCACUACCCACUCACGCAUUGUCUCGUUCAAUCUAUAAUGGCACCGAUUUGCGUAUACAUAGAGCUAAAAGGCAACGUAAAAUGAGUAGAGAGAAUUUUGGCAGCCUUUGAAGCCUUUUUUUAAUUGGCUAAAGCCUUACAAUUCCUCUCUCAACAAUUAGAAAUAUUGUUGGAAGCAAUGUGGGGAAGAAAGGUAGUGGUUGAUCAUUUUCUUAACACCCUAUGUCAUUUCCCAACGCAGAGAAGAUAUAUCAAUUGGUACCACUACGCACAGUCAUGGUUGCACUUCCCAUCAUGCAUUUGGGCAGAAGUUAAAUGGCUACAGUAUCAUUUACUGAAAGCUCAACAAAUACACUAGAUGACAAUAUUUAGUCACAAUAUACAAAGUCACAUUUAUC